AUGGUGUCUACUUUCAGACUGCUUGUACUGGCUUUAGUGCUUGGGAGAAGUACGUCAAAUGAGUGGUUUAAAAAUAUCUCUACCAGCUUGUUUACCUUGCCAGGAGAUAUUUUGAUCGGGGGGCUUUUUCCAAUCAAUCAGCUCACGAGUAACCUAAGUGAACAAAACAAGCCGGGUGAUGUUCAAUGUGCAAGAGUAGAUACAUAUGGACUGGGUCUUUCCAUAGUGAUGAAGUAUGCAGUGGAUGAAGUGAAUGCCAAUCCAAAGCUUUUACCUGGGAUUAAGCUGGGUUAUAAAAUAUAUGAUACUUGUAAACAGACUUCAGUGAUUGUCAGACCCACCAUCUCCUUCCUGACUAAGAAAUCCACGAACAUUUUUUCUGUGCAGUGCAACUACACAGACUAUGAGACUACUAUGGUGGCAGUUAUUGGUCCAAAUGGUUCAGAAAUGGUUUCAGUCAUAGGAAAACUACUGGGAUUCUUUCUCAUGCCACAGAUCAGUUACAGAGCCACAAGUGACCAGUUCAGUGACAAGACGCUGUAUCCGUCAUUCUUCCGCACGGUGCCCAGUGACAAGUGGCAGGUGGAGGUGAUGGUGCUGCUGAUCCAGGAGUUUGGGUGGAAUUGGGUGGCAGUGAUCGGGAGUGAGGAGGCAUAUGGCCAGAUGGGGGUGCAAGAGUUUUCUAAAAUGGCAGAGAAGAGCUCCCUGUGUUUAGCCUACCAGGCCCUGAUCCCGGUCUACACUGACCCAGGACCAACCAUAGAAAUCAUCAUCAGCAACAUUAAAGCCUCCAAAGUCAGCGUCAUUGUGGUCUUCUCUCUACCAGAGCCAGCAGCUGCAUUCUUCAGAGAAGUCAUAAAGCACAAAAUCACUGGUGUGUGGAUUGGCAGCACGAGUUGGGCAAACAACAACAGAGUGACUGACAUCCCUGGGAUCCAGUCUAUUGGGACAGUGAUUGGAUUCACAGACAAGACCCAGAGUGUGGACCUGGUCACAGAAUACACACAGGCACUUCUCACUAAAAUCAGUGAAGAGAACAGAAACGUGACAAGAACAGAUAACCACACUGAUCCCACUAACCCAUGUCCACAGUGUUGGAACCUGUCUCUUGCCAACAUCAGCAUUGUCCAGCAUUCAGCAGUGCAGCAGGCAGCUUUCAGUGUCUAUGCUGCCAUCUACAGUGUGGUACAAGCACUGCACAAACUUCUUCACUGUAAUGACACAGAAUGUGUUUGGAAACCUGAGACUAAGGUCUAUCCAUGGAAGCUCUUGCCAGUUUUGAAAAAUAUUUCUUUUGACAUAAAUGGCACCAAGUUUGAAUAUGACAGCAAUGGAAAUCCAAACAUCGGAUACAAUGUGAUGCAGUGGGUUUGGAACAACUCCAAUCUACAUUUUCGAAAUGUUGGAACUUUUCUGAAAACAUUGUCACUAAACAAAUCUCUUUUUACGUGGCACACAGAGGGCUCAAUGGUGCCAGUGUCGACAUGCUCUGCAGCCUGUGAGUCUGGACAAGUGCGCCGGGUCAAAGGGUUCCACUCCUGCUGCUUCGACUGCAUUGAUUGUCUGCCCGGGACCUACCAGGCCAGCCGCGAUGAUAACCAGUGCACCAAAUGCCCGAGGGGCGAGUGGUCCAUCCUCCGCAGCACGUCCUGCACUGAGCCCACCUUCGAGGUGUUGUCGUGGGACAGGCCAGAGUCUGUGCUGAUGGUGUUGGCUGGAGUUCUGCUGCUGCUGUCCCAGGGCUCAGUGCUGCUCCUGUUCCUCAAACACAGAAGCACCCCGCUGGUGCUGGCCUCAGGAGGACCCCUGGCCUGUGUGGCACUCCUCAGCCUGAUGGGGGCAUGCUUGAGCCUGGUGCUGUUCCUCGGACAGCCCACAGACACAGUGUGUCUUCUGCAGGUGCCCCUCACCUCCAUUUGGCAAACAGUGGCUCUGUCCAUCAUCACCUCCAUCUCUCUACAGAUCUUCUUUGUGUCGGAGUUCCCUGAGCGGGCGGCCCCUCACCUGCACACUAUCCGGGGUCCAGGCAGCUGGCUCCUGGUGUUGUCCUGCUGUGUGGCUCAGGCUGGCAUCUGUGCCUGGUUUGUGCAGGAGGGCUCCUCUCUCUCAACCUACAUGAAGAACAUGGAGAUAAACUUUGUGAGUUCGUUCCUGACAUGCCCAGUGGAGCCUCUGAUAGGCUUCGCUCUGUUACAGGGCUUUAACGUGGUUCUGGCACUGGUCUCCUUCAUGUGCACCUUCAUGGCUGUGAAGCCUCUGCACCAGUAUAAUCUGUCCCGAGACAUCACCUUCUCCUGCCUCAUCUACUGUGUCCUCUGGGUCACCUUCAUCCCCAUUUACAUUGGAUUGAAGGACCAGAUGAAGUCCAUAGUUCACGUCUCUUUUUCUCUCGCCAGUAACUUUGGGCUCAUGGCAUCUUAUUUUUUCCCCAAGUGCUAUCUGAUGGUGAGAAAACCUGGCCUUAAUACAGCAGAGCAUUUCUGCACCAUUCUGGAGGGAGUGCCCCCAACUCCUCCUCAGGACGAGCCACAGCCCAAAACUGAGACUGAAUCUGUGCAGUAACUUGUUUAGCUACAUACAAUAGAGCAAUUGCUAGUUUAGAUUGAGUGGCACUGUAAAAUGGUGAACAUGCUUUGGUAGGUGCUGUAGCACAAUAUUCAUUUCAUGAAAUAUUGUUUGUCCAUCAUCAGUCUUUGUACUCUACUCAUCUAAUUAAUGAGUGUCUAAUGAACACAUAUUUUGUGUUCAGCUCAAGAGAAACUACUAUGAGCAAGAAAUCUGUAAAUGCAUGUUAGAGUAUAUUGUUGAGUACCCAAAUCAUUGUGUGAGAGGUUUUAGCCUGCCUCUUAUGUGACGGCUAGCAUCCCUGAGAAUUUGCACGGGCCACAGGCAGUAAUCAUCUUAUGUAAACAACAAUAUUAACAAUGUAAUAAAAAUGCAUGUAUUUGUUUAGGAUUCUGCGUUGAAUAUAAAAUUACUCAUUUCAAACCAAUAUUCAAAAUCAUUACACAUUUGUAAUAAUCAUUAUGUAACCCACAUGCAGUGCACAAGUAGUUUAGUAUCCUUAUUGUGUGUUACCUCUCAUACAUCAACAGCAUCCAUGUUUUAACUAAUACAUUGCA
Molecule: messenger RNA, 3122 nt
Organism: Boleophthalmus pectinirostris (great blue-spotted mudskipper)
Lineage: Eukaryota; Metazoa; Chordata; Actinopteri; Gobiiformes; Gobiidae
Product: taste receptor type 1 member 3-like
Exons: 8
Coding region: 1-2562 (853 amino acids)
Biological process (GO): sensory perception of umami taste; G protein-coupled receptor signaling pathway; sensory perception of sweet taste
Cellular component (GO): membrane
Molecular function (GO): G protein-coupled receptor activity
Source: RefSeq, a predicted model, not a curated record